UGUGACUGAAUGAAAACGAUCAUAUUUCGUAGUUCACAUGCUCGUGAUAAAUGCUGCCAGACACCGACGGCAAGCUUGAGCCAUUUCAGCGCGAAUUCAAUUUGGUGACAACCGGCGUGCGAGCUGGUAGGAAUAGUAGGAAAGAAGUUCUGUUGGUGAAUGGAAGUGCCGUCAAGCAGAGAAGUGAAAAUAUUAUUAAAGUUCGAAAAUUAGCUAGAAACAUAUGCAAGAUUUGUAAAUUUUCAACAAAAUGGCAAGAGUGCAGUUUCUUUGGUGCAGUGUUUUGCUUUUAAGUCUCGCUUUGGCGCAAGAUUUCGAGCCUGAACCGUUAGAACCCGAAAUAGUAACAACGAGUGCACCACAAACUACCACCGAGCUGCCCAUAACAACCACUGAGUUCACCACAGAUGCGCCAACAAUUAUUACCACGACAACAGAGAAUCCUGCGCCCGCUACAACAACUACGACAACAGAGCAACCAACAACAACUGCCGAAACACUUACGACUACAACCACUCCUGCCACUACAACGACGACAACAGAGCAGCCAACAACAACAACAACAAGAGUGCCAACUACUAUUCUCCCUACAACGACUACAGAGCAGCCAACAACAACAACAGAAAGACUUACUACUACUACUACUGCCACCACUACGACUACCGCACAACCAACAACCACAGCAAGUCCUACGACCACUACUACUACAACAACAACAGAGCAGCCAGCAUCAUCAACGACAACAACACCAAAAACAACCACUACCACUGCAUUACCGCAAACAACUACUAAGCGCUGGCCCGAUUUUCCCAUAUUUCCAACAACAACUAGUACCACUGCAAGACCAAUAACUACUGCGAGACCAAUAGCUCCUGCAAGACCAACAACUACAAUAAAACAUCCAGGUUAUCCAUCAUAUCGACCGGUAAAUCCUUGGAAACCAUAUGUGCCUCCGUAUCGACCGCAAAAACCAAAUCCCCCUCAGGAGCCACAACAAAAUCGCUGCUACUAUAGAUCGCAUCGCGGGUCGCCAUAUUUACAGUGGAUGUGCGGCAAAUGGCAAUACCAAUACCCAGUGCGUUGCUACCGCUGCUGCCUCUACACCGAUGUCAGCUACGCCAGUUGCAACGAAGUGCAUCGCUCCCACUGCCCAGGUCAGCAGAAUUACAAAACCUACAGCAAUUAUUGGUUGUAUUUCUAAUGGAACCACAUAACUACAUAUAUUUGAAGUAUGUGCAUGUAUUCGUUCAUAUGUAUGUAUAUUUGUAGUUGUAGUUGUAGUAAUGAUUGUAAAAUGAGAUGAAUAGUAGUGCGCAUUUUUUUACUAAUUAUUUUAUAUUUGUUGCGCAAUUUUCAUCAUUUAGUAUUGUUCGCUUGCCUGUUUGUAAAUAAUUUUCGAAAUAAAUGCAAUUCGUUGCUGAAUAAAAAACA
Molecule: messenger RNA, 1431 nt
Organism: Anastrepha ludens (Mexican fruit fly)
Lineage: Eukaryota; Metazoa; Arthropoda; Insecta; Diptera; Tephritidae
Product: integumentary mucin C.1
Exons: 3
Coding region: 251-1201 (316 amino acids)
Source: RefSeq, a predicted model, not a curated record